AUGGCCCGCCUCUUCUACCCGGACGAUACCCUCGCUGCCCUCCGUGCGACGGAGCGGUUCGACGAGGACAGAGACGGAGGUUGUGGAGGCGGAGACGAAAGCGGAAGGGCGCGCGUUCACCCUAACGCUAUAGAGGCAGGGCCAGGCAGCAGCAUGGUGGAAUUCCAGGCGAAGCUCGUCGAGGCCAGCGCGGAGCUCGCGGUGGCACAGUCGGAGAUGGCGGCAGAUCGCCGUCAGGCUCUGGCAGCGGAGGCGCAAGCUCGUAGGGAUGCGCUUGCCAUGAGGCGGGCAUACAUGUGCUCCGACCUGGACGCGGCCGCGUGGAGGGGACCGGAGCACGCACGGGUCGACCGGGAGAACCGCAAGCUCGAGGAGGCCAUCGCCGCGAGGGACGAAGCAGCGGCGGCAAUGGCUAGGGACAUGGCCCGCUACCACGCCGCCCUGCAAGCGGUGGAGGAGGCGACGAAGGCGGCUGUGAAGAGAGCCCACUGUGACUCCUCCAUGGCCGAGGAGAGUGGUAUGUCAAAAGUUAAGUUGAAAAAGAAGCUAGAAAAAAUAGAAGAGAUCAUAAAUGAUGCAUGCAAAAUUUUGGAACUGAUGAACUUGCCAAGCAUAAGUGGUGCAAACCAGACCCAUGUUGUUGCUGCCAGCUCACGAGGUAGCGUCACUACUUCGCGGUCUCUAUCAAAGAUAAUCGGACGAGAUGAAGAUUGUGAUAAGAUCAUAGCAAUGCUUCAUGAGAAGGAAGAACAUGGUCACCAUGAUGCCAAUAGUGCUCCAUGUUAUUCUGUUGUUGGCAUUCACGGCAUCGGUGGUUCGGGGAAAUCAACCCUUGCGCAACUUGUUUGUGCCCGUGAGAAAAAAGAUGUCCAUUUUGAGCUUGUAAUGUGGGUUCAUGUUUCUCAGGAAUUUGGUGUGGAUGCCAUUUACAUGGAGAUGUUUGAGGCUGCUACAGGUACUUCAUGCCCUCAAUUGAAAAAUCGUGACACCUUACAAGGUAUGUUGGAGGAAAAACUGCAUGGAAAACGUUUCCUGUUGGUACUAGAUGAUGUUUGGUACAAUAUUAGAGAUGUGACACAGUCUGAAAGUCUGCAACAGAUACUUUCGCCACUGCAGGCUGGAGAGGUGGGAAGCAAGAUCCUGGUGACUAGUCGAACUGAAGAUGCAUUGUUAGCUCUGGGUGCCACGAAGCAGAGAUGUAUUCCCAUAUCAGUCCUAGAUGAAAAUGUCUUCUGCAAUUUGCUCAUGCAUUAUGCACUCCAUGGUGUACCUGUUGAUGAUCAUGCUCGUAGAACACUGGGAGAUAUUGGGAAAGAUAUUGCAAAAAAACUGAAGGGGUCACCUCUAGCAGCCAGAAUAGUUGGAGGACAACUGCAUAUAAGGCAAAACGUCGAGUUCUGGAGAAGCGUUCGUGAUCGGGACCUUUUGAACGAGACGAUGGGAGCACUGUGGUGGAGCUACCAUCAUCUUCGUGAGCAGGUCAAGCGAUGCUUUGCUUUCUGCAGUAUUUUUCCUCGAAGACAUUUGUUGGAACGUCACGAGCUAGUAAAUCUAUGGGUUGCAGAAGGGUUUGCUAGAUUGACAAGUGAAGGGGAGGAUAUGGAAGAUGUUUGCCAGGAAUACUUUGAUGAACUAGUGUCAGCUUCGUUUCUGCAACUUAAAGCAAAGGAGAAUUCUCGUGAGAAGGACUACUAUUUAGUUCAUGAUCUGUUGCAUGAUUUAGCGGAGAAGGCCGCCGGAAGCGACUGUUUCAGAAUCGAAAAUAGUUUGAAACUGCAAGGAAAAUACCCAGCGGUGGAAGUUCCUCCAAACGUCCGACAUAUCUUUGUUCCGGUCUAUGAUGAAGAAUUGAUUACUAAGAAGAUAUGCCAAUUGUACAACUUACGGACUCUGAUCAUUGAUAGUGUAUAUAAUUUUGAAACAGUUGGGGAGCAAGUCCUGAAGUGUAUAUUUAAGAGGCUAAGGAAGUUGCGUGUGCUUACCAUAAUUGCCCAAGAUUUUAUAGGUUCUGACGUCUCCUCAGAUAUGCCAGUCCCAGCAUGUAUUGGUCAAUUAAGGCACCUGAGGUAUCUUGCUUUUCGGCCUGCUUUUCGUCAUGCUGGAGGUCGGAGGAUGAUUUUACCGGACACUUUCGCAAAGCUAUGCCACAUGCAGAUUCUAGAUUUUGGUUGGAUUGAGAAUGUGGUGUUUUCCUCUUGUGAAGAUAUUUGUAGCCUCGUUAACUUGCGGCAUGUAAUCUGCUUCCGAGAUGUGGAUCUUGCAAGUAUCGGCAGUCUGCCGUCACUCCGAACAAUGGCAGCCUUUGAUGUAAAAAGGGGACAAGGCCAUGAGUUAAAGCAACUCGGGAACCUAAACAAGCUUCGCGGAGAGUUGUUGAUCAGGGGCCUAGAAAAGGUUGAAAGCAAGGCGGAAGCUCUGGAGGCCAAUCUGGCCAGUAAGGAAGGGCUGAGUACACUGAAACUGUCCUGGGGGUGGAGUGGUGAAGCGAGUUCAGAAGUUCAGGCAGAGGUACUAGAGGGUCUUUGCCCACCCAAGGAUCUUAAAUCACUGAUUAUCAAAGAUUACAAAGGCCCGAGGUAUCCAAGUUGGAUGCACAACGGUGGCCCAAAACACGUGAACCAUCUCAAGCUCAUGACCUGCAGCCCACAACCUGGUCCUGAACUUGGUGGGUUUUGCGCUCAUCUCCAUGAGCUCACGAUUUUUGGAUGCAGCUGGGACGCCUUGCCAGAUUACAUGGAGCACCUGACAUCACUGCAGACGCUGCACGUCAUUCUCUUGAGCACAUACACCUGA
Lolium rigidum is the source of this 2793-nucleotide messenger RNA. Its product is annotated as putative disease resistance protein RGA3. Gene Ontology annotation, biological process: defense response to other organism. The record is from RefSeq and is a predicted model, not a curated record. The coding region runs from base 1 to 2793 and encodes 930 amino acids. NCBI's taxonomy places the organism in Eukaryota, Viridiplantae, Streptophyta, Magnoliopsida, Poales, Poaceae. Gene Ontology annotation, molecular function: ADP binding. The transcript is spliced from 3 exons.